AUGCUGUCUCAGCACUCGAUCGUCUGGGAAGGCCUAUGCGCCAGCGUGCCCGACGGCCGCGGCCAAAGGCGGGUGCUGCAGGACGCGCACGGCCACGCGCUCUCGGGCGAACCUCCGUCGGCGGACGCGUGGGUGAGCGGCGAGUCGGAGGAUGACGCGUCAGACUCCGAGUCGCCGCUCGAAGGCGGCAUCCUUGGCAUACUCGGCCCGUCGGGCGCGGGCAAGACAACGCUGCUGCGGAUCCUCGCUGGCCAUGCGCUGCCCGAUGCGGGCCGUGUCCUGCUCGACGGCGCCGAGUAUGACGGCGCCACCGCGGAGAGGAUCGGAUACGAAGAGAAGCUCUACGGCUGCCUCACGGCGAGCGAGACGCUGAUGCUGGCGGCGCGGCUCCGCGCCGUGCCCGCCGCCUCGCGCGGCCAGCUCGUCACCGACACCCUCGCCGCCCUCGGCCUGACCAGCGUCGCAGCCUCUCAAGUCGGCCGCCUCUCGGGCGGGGAGCGGAAGCGCGUCUCCGUCGCCACCGAGAUGAUGCACUCCCCAUCCCUCCUCCUCCUCGACGAGCCAACCUCGGGCCUCGACGCCAACGCCGCCCGCGCGCUGCUCGGAUCGCUGCGCGCCCUCUGCCCGCGCCUCGCCGUCGCCCUCACCAUCCACCAGCCGGGGGCAAAGCUGUGGGCGCAGCUGUCGCACUGCUGCCUCCUCGCGCCGGGCGCGCAGCUCUACUUUGGCGCCACCGCCGCCGCCCCCUCCUACUUUGCGAAGCUCGGCCUGCCCCGCCCGCACGACGCCUCCGUCGCCGAGCACCUCCUCGACCUCGCCGCCGACGCAGAGCCGCUCGGGCUGCCGCUCCGCAUCGCUGCGCUCGGGCCGGCGACGCACAGGCCGCCCGCCGCCGCGGCCCGCCUGCUGCACGCCUCGACCGCCAGGGCGACCGCCGCACGCCGCGCGAGGGCCGGGCGG
Messenger RNA from Emiliania huxleyi CCMP1516, 960 nucleotides. RefSeq lists its product as hypothetical. The record is from RefSeq and is a predicted model, not a curated record. Lineage: Eukaryota; Haptophyta; Isochrysidales; Noelaerhabdaceae. Gene Ontology annotation, molecular function: ATP binding; ATP hydrolysis activity. The annotation marks the transcript as partial. The transcript has 6 exons.